CCGUUUUUCUUUACUCUCCCCCUCUCUCUUAAGUGCCUUCACUUUCUCUGGUUUUCUCUCUCUUUUAUCUCUUCUUCCCCUCCAGUCCCUACUACUGUGUAUCUACUUAUUUUAUUGCCAUUUUUGUAAUCCCUGUAUCGUAUUAUUACAUCGGAGAUCAAGUUUCUGUCUUUGUUUACACCCUUUGUUUUACUGCUACAAUAUAAAAAUAGUUAGAAAUAAUAUAGAGCAAGGGGAUAUAGUUUUUUGAUUUUCGAUUUUCCAGUUCUCAACUUUAUUGGAGUACUCAUCUUGGGUUUGAGUUAUUUUGGUAUUUUAAAGCGUGUUUUUUCUUUUUUAAGAAAAUUGAUAUAUUUUGUGUGGAAAAGGGGGAUUUUUUAUUUAGGGAAGGAAGGGAUUUGGUGUUUUGGAAUCAGAUCAAGAGGUGGAGAAAUGAGAAUUUGAUUUUUUCAGUUUAUGAAGAUGGGAUUAGGUCCUGAUGAUGCUAUUAAAGUUAAAGAAGUAUGGGAUUUUGGACAGAAAUCAAAAGGGGGAAAGAAAAAGAAAGAUGAGGAAGUGAAAGCAAAAGUAGUAGAUGAAGUUGAAGAAGAAGAGGAAACUGGGUGUUGGGUUAAAUUUAGAUUUAUGGGUUGUCUUACUUCAAGAUCUAAAGUUAAUAGCUCUAUAAGUGGCACUAGUACUCAUUAUGCGGAGAGCAAGUCUACGAAUGAUACUAGUAGAGACCAACCGAUUCCUGCUUUAGGAUCUUCUUCCACUACUAGUAACGGAGAAAGUAACCCUGAUACGCCUAAAGUGGGGGAGGAUCUGAAAAUUGCAUCACAGCUGAGAAAGUUUACAUUUAUUGAGCUCAAGUCAGCAACAAGAAAUUUUAGGCCGGAGAGUAUUCUUGGUGAGGGUGGGUUUGGUUGUGUCUUUAAAGGAUGGAUUGAGGAGAACGGUACUGCUCCAGUGAAACCUGGUACAGGGCUUACAGUUGCAGUUAAAACACUCAACCAUGAUGGACUUCAAGGUCACAAGGAAUGGCUGGCUGAAGUAAAUUUUCUUGGUGACCUCCUUCAUCCUAACUUGGUUAAGCUGAUUGGUUACUGCAUUGAAGAUGAUCAGCGGUUGCUAGUAUACGAGUUUAUGCCCCGAGGAAGCUUGGAGAACCACCUCUUCAGGAAAGGGUCUCUGCCUCUACCAUGGGCUGUGAGAAUGAAAAUUGCACUCGGUGCUGCCAAGGGUCUUGCAUUUCUUCAUGAGGAGGCUGAAAGACCAGUAAUAUAUCGUGAUUUUAAAACAUCUAACAUUCUGUUAGAUGCGGAUUACAAUUCUAAGCUCUCUGACUUUGGACUUGCAAAGGAUGGUCCAGAGGGAGAUAAAACUCACGUUUCAACUAGAGUGAUGGGAACAUAUGGCUAUGCAGCUCCAGAGUAUGUGAUGACAGGACAUCUGACUUCAAGGAGCGAUGUGUACAGCUUUGGGGUAGUGUUACUUGAGAUGCUGACUGGCAGAAGGUCCAUGGACAAAAAUCGUCCAAACGGGGAGCACAACCUGGUGGAAUGGGCACGACCCCAUCUAGGAGAAAGAAGACGGUUUUACCGUCUCAUAGACCCUCGGCUUGAAGGUAAUUUUUCCAUUAAAGGUGCUCAGAAGGCUGCCCAGCUGGCUCACAGUUGUCUUAGCCGAGACCCAAAAUCUCGUCCACUCAUGAGCGAGGUUGUAGAAGUUCUGAAGCCUCUCAUAAAUCUGAAAGACAUGGCUAGCUCUUCCUACUACUACCAAACUAUGCAAGCAGAACGGACCGGUGCUAACAACAACAGUUCCAGUGCUAGGAAUGGCCUGAGAACACAAGGAGGAGGGUUUGUAUCAAGAAACGGGUUACCUGUGAGGAGCCUUUCGAGCUCAAAUGGUUCACACCCUUCUCCAUACCGCCAUCACCCGUCCCCAAAGCCAAGUGGCAAGAAGCUGUAAAGCUGGUUCAUCGUUUUCAACUUCAGUUGAAGUGCUCAAGGUGAACCUCAUAGAUAUAUAAAUUGUAUUGUAGAUCUUCUAGCUUCAUGUUCACUUUUAUGCGGUUUUUGAAUUACAAAGAUACGUGGUCUUUGUCCUUAUUAAAUUAUAAGGGGUGUUUGUUAUUGUUUCUAUAGUAGUUUUGAUGCAACCCUCUUGUGGUGAAUGUAUAAAGAGAUCUCCCUGUUUAUAUUUAGAGCGCUGGAUGUGAACUUAGAUAGGGAAUAA
Messenger RNA from Papaver somniferum (opium poppy), 2220 nucleotides. Its product is annotated as probable serine/threonine-protein kinase PIX7. The record is from RefSeq and is a predicted model, not a curated record. The coding region runs from base 457 to 1953 and encodes 498 amino acids. Gene Ontology annotation, molecular function: ATP binding; protein kinase activity. The transcript is spliced from 6 exons. NCBI's taxonomy places the organism in Eukaryota, Viridiplantae, Streptophyta, Magnoliopsida, Ranunculales, Papaveraceae. Gene Ontology annotation, biological process: protein phosphorylation.